CAAGCCCCGUUUCAUUCGUCGCCAAUGUUCUUCUUCCGUCGUCUGCCGUCGGCUCCCGAUGAAAUCUACUCGUCCUGCCUGGCCUCGCUCCACGAGGGCCACGCGCUGUGGUACCCAGAGCCCCACGAGUCGGGCGAGCCCCAGAUCGGCGACGUCGGCUUCAUACACAGAGGCGCGUUCAUCCGCCUCUUCAACUUGGACGCCUCUGCGCCCGAGAAGAAGGUUGUCUUCUGGGACCCGCCCUUCGAGAUCACAGAGCCCCUCCCCCCAGGCGUGCUCAAGAUCGAUCGCAGGCGCCGCCCGCUCGUCCCCGCCCACUACCGCAGCCACGGGGUCGAGAGCAGGCAGGUGUACGCCUCGGCAGACAUGUGAGCCCACUGCGCCUGUCCAGUCAC
Molecule: messenger RNA, 395 nt
Organism: Phanerochaete carnosa HHB-10118-sp
Lineage: Eukaryota; Fungi; Basidiomycota; Agaricomycetes; Polyporales; Phanerochaetaceae
Exons: 1
Coding region: 25-372 (115 amino acids)
Source: RefSeq, a predicted model, not a curated record